AGAAGGAGAAGAAGAUUUGAUAUUUGAUGGACUUGUAGUUCGUGUCGUGCUGGGGGUACUGUAUUUAAUUUUGAAAAAUGUCUAACGAAGUUAAUAUUUUAUUUUAUAGCAAUUUAAAAAUAAUCUGUGAAUGUGGUCAUCAUUGGGUUUCUUUGUAAAAAAGAAAAAGUGAACAGAGAUCUCAGUUAAAGUGAACUUAAAAACUUGUAAAUUCUUUACCAGACAUUAAAAUUAAUUUACCAUGUUCACUUGUUUGAAACUAUUGCGGACGAUAUAUAGUCUGCCAUAUAAAAGUCGUAAUCACACAAUAUUGAGUGGAUACAGAUAUUUUUACUGCAGUUCAAUAACAAGAAUUAAAAUGUAUAUGGAAUAUGAAAACCAACAUGCUUAUAAUAUUAUGGAAAAUAAGGGCUAUGUGACCAAAAUAAAUCUUGAAGAAAUUAUGGACGCAUCUCUAUCAUCAGAAAACUUUAAUAAGAUUCUAAAUGACAACUGGAAUAAUAAAUCACCUUCAGAAAUAUAUCAUGCAUUUUCGCUUUUGGGAAUAUACAGUUCUAAAAAUGCAAUGUGUAUUUCUAAUGAAAUUUUUGAUUCAUUCAUUGAUAACUUAACAGAUAACAUAUCAUUUGCAACAGAUGAGGAAUUGAAAACAUUAUUUUAUUCUUUACUGAAGUGGCCAGAAACUGCCUCUGUCCGUACCCGUAAUUACAUAGAAGUUUGGGUUGCAUUAGAUGAUGAAUGCCUAAAUAGGUUAAAAAGAUGGACAUUGGAUGAAAUGUUACAAUUUUUGGGUUUAUUUUACAUGUUGAAUGUUACUAAAGCUAGUGAUUUUUCACUAAAAGCCUUACAAAAGUUGACUUCAAAGUCAAAACAACUGUCUCCUUGUCAGUUAGUACAAACAAUGUUUUAUAUUGGGAUAAUGCGUAAAGCACCAUUUGACAUGCAUAAUUUGGAACUACAUUUAGAACAGCUGUUUCCAGAAUUCACAGUAGAUGAAUUAGCAAUAAUGGCAAUGGGUUUCUUCAAGAGUAAAACACCAAUCCGAAAUACUGAUUUAACCACAAAAAUUAUUUAUAAAGUUAUUGAGAAUUCUAAAGACAUUCAUGAAGUUUCUUUGGCUUCUUUACUAAAAGUUAUUCGUUACUCUUUGAAAGUGAGUAAUGAUAAUAUAAUAUACAAAAUGUUGGACAAAUUACAAUAUGAAAUCCCUAGAUUGUCUGUUAUGUGUAAUGUUCAUCUGGUCUUGGUUGGUAUGGCAACUUUAACAUUACAUAGACAAUGCUUAGAAAGUAUAGCAGAAUCAACUGUGAGAUCAAUUACUAAAACACGAAUUAAAGAUUUAGAGAGAUUAGUACUCACAUUUGGUACAUUUAAUUUGGUCCCUAACAUUAAAGAAAAUUUCUUUGAAAUCAUAUUGGAAGAACUGAGGAAACCUGAACGGAUACCUGAAAUUGAAAAACAUGGGAGAUCAUUUGCGUGUUGUAUAUCAUUUCUAGGUUAUUUAGGAAUUUAUCCUGUAGAUUUAAUGAAUAAGGUCCUCAGCCCAGACUUUUUGCUAAAUACUUAUGGUAAACAACCAAUGACCUAUGGACGGGAAGUUUUAGUAAUUCAUAACACAGCUAAAUUAUUCUGUUCCGAAUCUAAAAUGAGUCUCCUCAGUGAUAAACAAGCAACAAUCCUUGCCAGAAAGUAUACAGAUUAUGUGCCUUCUGAAAAUCCAAAAAAACAAUUUAAUAUGAGCGAAAGAAUAAUGUUAGAUGUCAUGAGUGCACUUAAGCAGUGUAGAGGUGGUGAGGAAUAUGUUGUUGCAGGACAUAUACUGACACAUCACCAAAGAGGAGGUAAACCUAAACCUUAUUACCACAAAAAAGUUGAACAGCUAAAAAGUUAGUUAGUUUAAGAAAAACACAAGUUUAAGAAAACAUUACACAAAAGGACAAUGGGCAAAAAUGUAUGGACGCUGCACCCACGUCCGCCAUGGCUUAAACUACAUUUAUUUGAAAGAUAUAAUUAUUUGUAAUGAUAGUAAUGGGUUGCCAGUUAAAGUUAAGGAGCUAUUUCAUAAUACUCCAUUUGGUUUAAUGCAAAAACCUCCAGACCACAAUAGCUGGGUUGUUCUUAUAAUGGCUGGCAAAAAUGCUAUAAUCCAUAACUCUAAUGUACCAACUGGUCCUACUACAACCAAAGUGAAGGAAGUCAAAGCCCUGGGCUUUUCUGCUAAUUUGGUAUUUUCAUCAAAAUACAAUAUGUUGGACUCAAGUGAAGCAAAGGCGGAUUAUCUAAACAAUUUAAUUAAUGAGGCUAUAAGUAAUAAGAAUAAGUAAAAAAAAUAAGCAAAAAUAAACAAUUAUUUUCACUUGAUUCUAUCCUAUGCAUGCAACAAUGGGUAUAGGUAGCAGCAAACUUCUUGAACAA
Chilo suppressalis (striped riceborer) is the source of this 2415-nucleotide messenger RNA. The record is from the annotation of a GenBank genome assembly. Lineage: Eukaryota; Metazoa; Arthropoda; Insecta; Lepidoptera; Crambidae.